GCCUCCUCACCCAGUUGCCCCACAAACGUACAGACCUGUUCUUUAUCUCCCCUCCUUUCCUUUCAACCAGGACUGACUGCUAAAGCCAGUUUUAUCAGGUUCAGUGCUAACCGGAAGUUAAUCCAGUAGUACUACGUAUUAUAGUAGUGACAACCCCAAGCGUUCAAGUCUCUGACAUGUCGCUCAAAGCGCUCUUCUAUGCGUACAUCUUAGGCGGACUGACACUCAUCCCACUUCUCAUCCUUAUCGUUGUCGGCAUCGCCAUAUACACCUCUAUCCCCGUGCAAACCAACUCAGGCAAAGAUGCCAAGCCAGAGCCCCACACCGAUUCGAUUGAGCCACAAGCAGAAACCGAAGAUCCUGCCUCACCGCUGGAAGUAAAUGACAAGCCCAGGACGCGCAGUGGUUGGCUCACCAUGCGUAGAACGUUUGAGGAAUCUGCGUCUUCCGAUGGCUCGUACGUCACACUCGUCCGUUCCUACCUUGAUGCGCGCUCCAAGGACCCUAAGCGCUCACGCCCAAAGGACAUGUGGUACGUUGUCCUUAAGGGCACAGUUCUGUACCUGUACGAGGACGAAAGUAGGACGGAGUGCGAAGCUGCUAUAGAGUUGGGUAGACAUGAGGUGUCUGUUUACCCGGAUGGACUUCUGGACGGGGAGCUCUACACAAAACGGAAUGCCAUAUGCCUGCGCCCAAGACAAAUGCCCGAGGAAAAAGUGGUGCCGAAUGUGGCAAAUGAGACAGCAUCUCAAGAUAUCAAUAUUGAUGAGAAGGUGGAGGAGGCAGGUGGAAGCUUGAAGAAGCGGACGGCUGAACGCGAGCGACUUCUGGAAGAAGAGAAAAAUCGGGAAGCUGCACGACAAGAGGCGUUGAGCGCAUCGAAGCCUUGGUUCAUCUUCGUGCGCUCCUGUGUCGAGAUGGAGGAUUGGUACUUUGCGCUCGUGCAUGCAUCUGAGCACCCGACUGGCACGCCCACUCUCGACCCACUCCAGAGCGUAUUCCUCCCUUCAGAAAUGAACAAGCUUGUCGUGACUCUCGAUGAGCAACCUGAUGUCAUCCCCAUGCGCUGGUUAAACGCGUUACUUGGACGCGUAUUCUUCAGCUUCUACCGCACACAGAUGCUAGAGUCGUACAUCAUCGGUCGUCUUAUGAAGAAGCUUUCCAAAGUCAAGCGCCCUGCAUUCCUCACAGACAUUUCCGUCACCAAAUUCUCAAUUGGAAACAAGGCCCCGACACUUAGCAAGCCGAUGUUGAAGGAGCUUACAAAAGAAGGCGACGCAUCGCUCGAGGUGCGCUUUACAUACAAAGGGGAGGUCCGUGCGACUGUUGAGGCUACCGCCACAAUCAACCUCGGUGCUCGCUUUAAGUCGUACACCGUUAAAUUGGUGCUGGCGGUCAUUCUGCGGGAGAUAGAUGGAAACCUCCUCAUCAAGGUCAAGCGGCCACCGAGUAGUCGGAUAUGGUACGCGUUCACGCAGACCCCGCGUGUGGUCAUUGAUGUCGAACCCAUCGUGAGCGAUCGCCAAAUUACAUGGAGCAUGAUACUUGAAACGAUCAAGUCAAGAAUCAUUGAGGUGAUACAAGAGUCCGUCGUAAUGCCCAAUAUGGAUGAUAUCAGUUUCUUUGACAGCUCGCCAUAUCUACAUCGUGGUGGACUUUGGUCAGAUGCUGCGCGGCACGAGCAGUCAGAGCCCGUCUCGACUUCACCAGUCGGUGUAAAACCUGCGGCAUCCGAGGCAGACAUCCCAUCUAUUUCAGGUACCGAAGAUAUCACGGCACCGUCGAUACAGCGUUCGGUGUCUGCUGAAGAUCUGGUGGUUGAUGUAUCAUCACUAGGAGGCGUGCCAGUCAUUCGUUCUGCAACCACUGGGGCCUCAGACAGCACUGUAAAAGUCUCUAGGCGGCGGCCUGGUGGAGAUGACUCAGAUGUGGGCGACGAUGUCGAGGAGUCUGAUCUUCGUGGACGACGGAGUCGCGCUACAAGUUCUACAAUGCCGAAACAAGAUCCUCCUACCAACUCCCAAACAAACAAACCCACUGGCGAGAUGGAGUUGGAAGAAGAGAGGCCUGAGUACCUGUCGCCACAAUACCACGGCCGGUCCUCGUCAGCACACUCUUUAGCACGUUCCAGGUCUUCUCGAGCGGAUUCUGUCUCUUCUUCAGUCUCGGUCGGUGGUGACGAGUCCUUCAAUGGCCCCUCUGACUCUGGCACACCCUCCAAGAGCCCUAAACCCUCUGCCGGUUCGAGUACAGCGAGCUCUUUGUUCUCUACGCUGAAGUCGAAAGCUGCAGACAAGCAAGCGCUAAGCAACACUGCUAAGGAGGCGAUGCGUAAAUGGGGGGUCAAUUGGGGUGGUCUUAAGAAAGAUAGCAGUGUCAACUCUCAGGAUGACAUUCCGGACGUCGGUCCUUCGGAUGCUCGCAUCCGGACAGAGAGUCCACAUGGGCGCCCCAGUUACGCAGAAGUGCGUGCUGCUGUUGCCGAACGAAGAGAGCGCAGGGACGACGGUGGGUCCACCCCUAUUCCCAUCCCCAAUGGGAAAGAAAAGAGGUCCACAAGCCUGUCGAGCGGUCAUGUGUCAUUAUUAUCUGGUGCACCUGCAUCGCCUCCCCAUAUGAUGCAAGGCGGCUCAUCGGAAGGCAGCUCCUCAUCUAGAUUUGUCGCACCUUCUCUGUCAAAGUCGGCGACAGAAAAUGAUCCACUCCAGGACCGUGGUUUUACGGAUGUCACAGAGGAGCACCGCAGGCCAUCUGUCAUUCAUACCCAACCUUCACAGGCGCGGACAAUGACAAUUCCUGGGAUACAUGCAAGCCAUCGCGGGGAACCCAUGUCAAUGGGAAACAUUGCGCCAUCGUCAACACCCCCGGAGAGCAAGCUGAAGGGGCCUGCUAUUCAAAGCAUGUAUCGCUUAUGGAAAAGUCCGAUUCUGACGGGUCAAUCACAAGGCUCGGACAACCAGUCGACGCCUAUACGCGCAGACAUGGAUGAACAUAAUGGGGAUGUUGCCCCGCUUAGCCUUUCUGGCGAUGUCGCCUCACCAUCUGCACGACCUCUUCCUCCACCUCUUCCUCCGCGGACGGUAUCAUCUGUACCACAUACUACGCCUGAUUCGUCCAACGAUGAUGUUCCCUUUGUAUCACCUGCAUCAGAAGAGAUGGGAGGAGCUUCGCCGGUGCAGGGAUCAUCAAAUCCAUCCUCAGAGGCAGAUGAAACGUCACCAGCUGUUGGCAUAUCUGAACCGGUAAUUGUCAAAGGACCGGAUAACAGGCCUCCAUUGCCUCCGCGCAGGUUGCAAACACCCGGGCCAGCAAGAUAGCCAACAUUUGAAAAUUUGCUAGUUCAUGUACGUCACUCAUCUGCAUUGCAUUGUUCUUAUCCAGUGUUCUGCCGGUCAGUGUACGUUUAUCAAAGUUAACUGCCAGAUGUCCUGCUUGAAUAUUAGAUAAUCAUAUCUGAUUGGACGAUGAAGCAGGUUCAAAGUGCCGCAGUACACGGUGCGUCAACAAUC
Molecule: messenger RNA, 3509 nt
Organism: Suillus fuscotomentosus
Lineage: Eukaryota; Fungi; Basidiomycota; Agaricomycetes; Boletales; Suillaceae
Exons: 3
Coding region: 177-3317 (1046 amino acids)
Biological process (GO): phospholipid transport
Cellular component (GO): endoplasmic reticulum; ERMES complex
Molecular function (GO): lipid binding
Source: RefSeq, a predicted model, not a curated record